CUCCCAGGCAGCCAGCGAGCGAGGGGAGCGCUCGGGGAUGGGACUUGGAGGAGGCGGCCAAGGAGGAUACAGCAGCGGCGGCGCGGGCUUUUUGCUCGGCUCCCACGAGCGGUCCCCGAGGACAGCCGCGGCUCUCGACGCGGCUCGGAGGCCCACGAGGAAGACCCAGGUGGCUGCGUCGCCGUCUCGCGUUCCAGCCGCCGGCGGCGGCUGCUGCAGCGUUGCCCCUCUUCCUCUUCCUGAAGAUGGAAAAGAUGCUGGUGGGCUGCCUCCUGCUGAUUCUCGGACAGACCCUCCUCCUCCCUGCCGAGGCCAGGGAGCGGCCACCCUCGAGGUCCACCUCCAGAGGCAGACAGGCUCGGACCCACCCCCAGACGGCCCUCCUGGAGAGCUCCUGUGAAAAUAAGCGGGCAGACCUGGUCUUCAUCAUUGACAGCUCCCGCAGUGUCAACACCCACGACUAUGCCAAGGUCAAGGAGUUCAUCAUGGACAUCUUGCAGUUCUUGGACAUCGGCCCCGAUGUCACCAGAGUGGGCCUGCUGCAAUAUGGCAGCACCGUUAAGAAUGAGUUCUCCCUCAAGACCUUCAAGAGGAAGUCCGAGGUGGAGCGCGCCGUCAAGAGGAUGAGGCACCUGUCCACGGGCACCAUGACGGGGCUGGCCAUCCAGUACGCCCUGAACAUUGCUUUCUCCGAAGCGGAGGGGGCCCGGCCCCUGAGGGAGAAUGUGCCGCGGGUCAUAAUGAUUGUGACGGACGGGAGACCACAGGACUCUGUGGCCGAGGUGGCUGCAAAGGCACGGGACACAGGCAUCCUGAUCUUCGCCAUUGGUGUAGGCCAGGUGGACCUCAACACAUUGAAGGCCAUUGGGAGCGAGCCCCACGAGGACCACGUCUUCCUGGUGGCCAACUUCAGCCAGAUGGAGUCGCUGACCUCAGUGUUCCAGAACAAGUUGUGCGUGGUCCACAUGUGCAGCCUCCGGGAGCACAACUGUGCCCACUUCUGCAUCAACACCCCUGGCUCAUACGUCUGCAGGUGCAAACAAGGGUACAUCCUCAGCUCGGAUCAGAAGACGUGCAGAAUCCAGGAUCUGUGUGCAGCGGAGGACCACGGCUGUGAGCAGCUCUGUGUGAAUGUGCUGGGCUCCUUUGUCUGCCAGUGCUACCGUGGCUACACCCUGGCGGAGGAUGGGAAAAAGUGUGUGGCUGUGGACUACUGUGCCUCGGAAAACCAUGGAUGCGAACACGAGUGUGUGAAUGCUGAUGGCUCCUACUUUUGCCGGUGCCCUAAAGGAUUUUCCCUGAAUCCAGAUAAAAAGACAUGCACAAAGAUAGACUACUGUGCCUCCCGGAACCACGGAUGUCAGCACGAGUGUGUUAACACAGACGAUGCCUAUUCCUGUCGCUGCCUGAAAGGCUUCACCCUGAACCCGGAUAAGAAAACCUGCAGAAGGAUCAACUACUGUGCACUGAAGAGGCCAGGCUGUGAGCACGAGUGUGUCAACACAGAGGAGGGCUACUACUGCCGCUGCCACCGGGGCUAUGCCCUGGACCCCAAUGGCAAGACCUGCAGCCGGGUGGAUCACUGCGCGGAGCAGGACCAUGGCUGCGAGCAGCUGUGUCUCAACACAGAGGAGUCCUUCGUCUGCCAGUGUUUGGAAGGCUUCCUCAUCAAUGAGGACCUCAAGACCUGCUCCCGGGCUGAUUACUGCUUGUUGAGUGACCAUGGUUGUGAAUACGCCUGCAUCAACACGGACACAUCCUACGCCUGUCAAUGUCCUGAGGGCCACGUGCUCCGCAGUGAUGGGAAGACCUGUGCCAAAUUGGACGCGUGUGCCUUGGGGGAGCAUGGCUGUGAGCACUCGUGUGUAAGCAGUGAAGACACCUUUGUGUGCCGGUGCUUUGAAGGGUACAUACUCCGUGAAGAUGGGAAAACCUGCAGAAGGCAAGAUGUCUGCCAAGCAGUGGACCAUGGCUGUGAGCACAUCUGUGUGAACAGCGGCGAGUCGUAUGUCUGCAAGUGCUUGGAGGGCUUCCGGCUCGCUGAGGACGGGAGACAUUGCAGAAGGAAGGAUGCCUGCAAAUCGGCCCACCAUGGCUGCGAACACAUGUGCGUUAACCGCGGUGAUUCCUACAUCUGCAAAUGCUCGGAGGGAUUUGUCCUAGCGGAGGAUGGAAGACGGUGCAAGAGAUGCUCUGAAGGCCCAAUUGACCUGGUCUUUGUGAUCGAUGGAUCCAAGAGCCUUGGAGAAGAUAAUUUUGAGAUUGUGAAGCAGUUUGUCACCGGAAUUAUAGAUUCCUUGGCGAUCUCCCCCAAAGCCGCUCGAGUGGGGCUGCUCCAGUAUUCCACGCAGGUCCGCACAGAGUUCACCCUGAGGGACUUCAGCUCGGCCAAGGACAUGAAAAAGGCCGUGGCCCACAUGAAAUACAUGGGCAAGGGCUCCAUGACGGGGCUGGCCCUGAAGCACAUGUUUGAGAGAAGCUUCACCCAAGUCGAAGGGGCCAGGCCUCUCUCUGCACGGGUGCCCCGCGUGGCCAUCGUGUUCACAGACGGUCGGGCCCAGGACGACGUCUCCGAGUGGGCCAGCAAAGCCAAGGCCAAUGGUGUAACUAUGUACGCCGUUGGGGUAGGGAAAGCCAUUGAGGAAGAACUGCAAGAGAUCGCCUCGAAACCCACCAACAAGCAUCUCUUCUAUGCUGAAGACUUCAGCACAAUGGGCGAGAUAAGUGACAAACUGAAGAAAGGCAUCUGUGAAGCUUUGGAAGACUCUGAUGGAAGUCAGGACUCCCCAGCUGGGGAACUGCCAAAGAGGGUUCACCAGCCAACAGAAUCUGAGCCACUCACCAUAAGUAUCCAAGACCUACUUUCCUGUUCUAAUUUUGCAGUGCAACACAGAUACCUGUUUGAAGGAGACAGUCUUUCACGGUCUACACAAAAGCUGUCCCAUUCCACAAAAUCUUCAGGAAAUCCUUUGGAAGAAAAACAUGAUCAAUGCAAAUGUGAAAACCUUAUUAUGGUCCAGAAUCUUGCAAAUGAAGAAGUAAGAAAAUUAACACAACGCUUAGAAGAAAUGACACAGAGAAUGGAAGCCCUGGAAAAUCGCCUGAGAUACAGAUGAAAACUGGAAAUGGUCUGUGUUUGCAUGUCAUUGUGUCAAGGAUCACAAUGAACGCAGUUCUGAGCCCCAAAGCUCAGGCUACAGUCAGUUCUGUAAGGUUGUAAAGUACUACAAAAGCUGGUUUGCCAUAGAACAAAGGCAAAAAGUAGACACUAACUUGUAUAAAUUCAAUGAGAGAAAUAAUCCCUCGGAACCUUAAAAUGAGUUUACCAAGUCAGAACAAAUAAGCUAUGCAAGAUACUCUGUGACAUACUGUGGACAUGAUUUGCUUUUGCCUCGUCCUGCCAUAGAGCGCUGCGAUUUCAUUUGCCCAUGAAGUACAGUUUGCACAGUCUUCCUUCUGCACAACACUGGCUAUAGGAAAAGCUAUUUUUUUGUAUUGGACUUUACCUUGAUAUAUGUAUAUGGCUGUAUGCAUAAAAUCAUAGGACAUGUACUAGUUGGAUACUUUAGUACAAUAUUAAAAUUCACUUCAGAGAA
Molecule: messenger RNA, 3596 nt
Organism: Phyllostomus hastatus (greater spear-nosed bat)
Lineage: Eukaryota; Metazoa; Chordata; Mammalia; Chiroptera; Phyllostomidae
Gene: MATN2
Product: matrilin 2
Exons: 19
Coding region: 246-3116 (956 amino acids)
Molecular function (GO): calcium ion binding
Source: RefSeq, a predicted model, not a curated record